AUGUCCGCCUCCGCCGAUUCCCGCGCACGUCCGUCCGUCAUGAGCUUGUUGAAAUAUCGCAACAGGUACACCGACGCCGUCGAGUUCAAGAUCCGCACCACGGCCAAUACAAACGUUGUUUACUUUAAUGGGAGACUCUUGGCUCUUAAGGAAGAUGCUCCGCCCUACUCUAUGGAUCCCGAAACACUAGAAACACAUGGGCUCUAUACUUUUGACGGCCAACUCCCGAGUUUGACGUUUACCGCCCAUCCCAAAUUCGACCCGGACACGGGGGACAUGAUCUGCUUCGGAUAUGAAGCCAAGGGUGAUGGAACGCCCGACGUUUGCUAUUACCAGAUUCGUCCCGACGGCAAGCUUGUGGAGGAAGUUUGGCUCGUCGCUCCGGUCGUCGGCAUGAUUCAUGACUUUGCAGUGACCAAAAACUGGGUCAUAUUCCCGAUUAUACCGCAAAUUUGCGAUAUUGAGCGCCUAAAGCGCGGAGGAGAACACUGGCAAUGGAGUCCAGAGACGCCAUUUUAUGUUGGGGUUCUCCCACGGAAGAGGGCCCGGUCGGGUGAUGUCAAGUGGUUUCAAUACCGCAACUCCUUCCCAGGUCAUACCGCCAACGCGUAUGAAGAUGACUCUGGCGCGCUGAUUGUGGAUCUCGGCUUGAGUGACCGGAACGUCUUUUUCUGGUGGCCUGACUCCGAAGGCAAUGCUCCCGAGCCCAGCUCAAUUCACUCACAACUUGUGCGGUUCACAAUUGACCCAGCGUCGGAUGAUCUCUUGUUGAAAGAGCCAGAGGUGCUCCAGGAGGCCAACUCCGAGUUCUAUCGGAUUGAUGACCGCUUUGCCAUGCAAUUUUACCGACAUUGCUAUUUUGACUCCAUGAUUCCAACACUGGGAACUGAUUUCCCUGCUAUCGCAAGGAAGCUUGGGGGCGGACACCCGCUUUACAACUCCAUCACGCACCUCAAUCUGGAAACCCGCGAUGUCGAGGUAUAUUUCCCGGGGCCCACGCACAUGGUGCAGGAGCCGGUUUUUAUCCCCGCCGGGGAUCCACUGAGGAGGGUGACGGUUAUCUCCUGGUACUGGUCAAUAACUAUGACACCAUGCACAGCGAGCUACAUCUACUGA
Messenger RNA from Parascedosporium putredinis, 1116 nucleotides. Lineage: Eukaryota; Fungi; Ascomycota; Sordariomycetes; Microascales; Microascaceae. The record is from the annotation of a GenBank genome assembly.